GAGGUGCGCCGCAAGUACCGGCGGAAGCAGCUGGAGUGCCACCCCGACAAGGGCGGCGACCCCGAGGCCUUCCACGCGAUCCAGUGCGCCUACCGGGCCCUCUGCGGCCCAGCGGGGGCGCGCCCCGUGCCGCGCGCAGGCUGCGCGUUCCGCCCGCGGCGAGAGGCCCCAGGCCGAGAAGCGGCGCGG
Molecule: messenger RNA, 189 nt
Organism: Prorocentrum cordatum
Lineage: Eukaryota; Dinophyceae; Prorocentrales; Prorocentraceae
Source: the annotation of a GenBank genome assembly